AUGGCUGCGAUUCUCGCAAAAGAAGGCCACUACUUAGCUACAAUGGAAGCUUUUCAAAGUUCAGUUUCCUUGAAAGCAGUCGAAAAGAUGUUUGACCUCGUUGACGAGAUGGCAGCCCACGUCAUGACAAAUAUGUUCAAAGGUGGCCGGAAUGCUCCCCCGUUGUUUCGUGUUCUUGGAGUUGGUAGUGGUGAUGGGCGAAUUGAUUUAAGAAUUCUGGAUGUCGUUUUAUCGGCGAUAGGAUGUUCUAAGAUACACGCCACCAUUGUAGAGCCUGAUGUUGAAUUAAUGGCGAGAUUCAGAUCGCGUGUUUCACCGUUUCCCAAGACACUCGAGGGAAAGGCUACCUUCGAGUGGCAUGAGAUGACCUUAGAAAAAUUCAUGGAGUCUAGCCCUCAGGUCCAACAGUUUGACCUCAUUCAUUUCGUGGCAUCGCUGUACUACAUGGAUGCUGAACAAGUUCUAAGAAACUGUUACGCAAGACUUGCCUCAGGUGGAGCCAUCUUCUGUACUUUAGUUCCCGAAGAGUCUUUCUUCCCAAAGUUGGCAAGAAAAUUGAAAGGUAAAAUCAACUUGGGUUCGACUGACAAGUUUUACACCGAAGUGGAUCUUGAGAGCAUUUCUAAGGGGAACAACUGGAACUAUGAAGAAUUAAAGAAAUGCAGCUUUGAUGCAGAUAUAACCAGCUGUUUUGAUCACUCGUCUACAGCAGGGGGUCUUCUCCUGGACUUCUUAACCCACUGCCAAGAUUUUAGAGGCACAGUGGAUAAAAUGUUGUUUAAAGAAGUGAUGAAUUUUUUGGAGGAACAGUCCUUUACUGACGAUAGUGGAAGGAAAAUAAUAAAACCUCAACGUAUUGCAGUUGUAAUUUACAAAUAA
Porites evermanni is the source of this 879-nucleotide messenger RNA. The record is from the annotation of a GenBank genome assembly. Lineage: Eukaryota; Metazoa; Cnidaria; Anthozoa; Scleractinia; Poritidae.